Molecule: messenger RNA, 255 nt
Organism: Penicillium angulare
Lineage: Eukaryota; Fungi; Ascomycota; Eurotiomycetes; Eurotiales; Aspergillaceae
Exons: 1
Coding region: 1-255 (84 amino acids)
Source: RefSeq, a predicted model, not a curated record
AUGUCUAGAGCACUCAGUAGCCCUGCCUGCGAGGUGUCACUUGAAUCUUAUCACGACUGGAGUGGCAGAUGUCCGUCGCAAGUCAUAAUAUUUCAACUAUUAUUGGCCAUUACCGAAGGGAGUGGCAAUAGUGCUGUACGCGAGAAACUGCAAGAGGUUGGUCCUGGUUUGACAAAUACGGAAUUAGGGGCUCGCAUCAGUCUUACUGCUGCUUUGGAGAACCUUGAAAUAGGCUAUAAGCCAAAUUUCGCCUAA